UGAAGAUGAAGGAUACAGGAUCUUAAUUAAACGAGUUUGAAUAAUUCGGGUUUUAUCAUUUGACGAACGAGCAAAGAGUUAUUUAUUCAAGUUACGUAAUCGGAGGAAAUCGAGCCUAGCGGUGGCUCUGUAAAUGUUGGCCAGCCUGGCAGAGUAUCGUGAACGUUGAUCGUUCCAGCGUAAGAGGCAGAAAAUUCGAUCUCCGGACGGUAUAUAAAAGUAUCAUUAACAAUGAGCGAGCCUCAAUCGAAGAAAGUCAAGAUGACGACGAGUUCGUUGGCACAGCUGAAGGAAAUCACGACAAUAGUCGCCGAUACCGGUGACUUCCAAGCUAUGGAACAGUUUAAACCGAUAGACGCAACUACAAAUCCUUCUCUGAUCCUUGCAGCAGCUAGUCAAAAAAAGUAUGCUCAUUUAAUAGAUAAAGCUGUGCAAUAUGGAAAAAAAUCUGGACCCACUUUGGCGGAACAGCUCGAAAACGCAUUGGACAUCACGUGUGUCCUGUUCGGUAAAGAGAUUUUAAAUAUCAUACCCGGCAGGGUUUCCACAGAGGUGGACGCCAGACUGUCUUUCAAUAAGGAAGCCAGCAUCGAGAAAGCGAAACGGUUAAUAGCUCUGUACGAAGAGCUUGGCGUGAGCAAGGAUCGCGUGUUGAUCAAACUCGCCUCUACAUGGGAGGGCAUUCAAGCGGCCAAGGAAUUGGAGGAGAAAUAUGGAAUACACUGUAAUUUAACGCUUUUGUUUUCCUUCGCGCAAGCCGUGGCCUGUGCAGAAGCGGGCGUAACGCUCAUAUCGCCGUUCGUUGGUAGAAUUUUGGAUUGGUACGUCGCGAACACCGAUAAGAAGAGUUACGAUGCCAAGGAAGAUCCAGGCGUCGUCUCCGUGACCAAAAUAUUCAAUUAUUACAAGAAGUUUGGAUACAAAACGGUCGUCAUGGGUGCUUCGUUCAGAAACGUCGGCGAGAUUAAAGAACUGGCCGGUUGUGACUUUUUGACUAUAAGCCCGAAACUGUUGGAAGAAUUAGAAAAGAGUAACGAACCGAUCCGCAAAGUACUUGCGUCCGAAGUGGCAAAGAAAUGCGAUCUACAGAAAAUUAGUUUAAACGAAGCCGAGUUUAGAUGGCUCCUCAACGAGGAUCAAAUGGCGACCGAUAAGCUGAGCGACGGGAUCCGUAAAUUCGCGGUGGACGUUCGCAAACUGGAAAAGUUGUUGCAAGAAAAAAUCCAGUCUUAAAUGUGUAUAAGCGAAAUGUCUAUGUAAUGAAUGUUCUAUUGUAAAUAACACAGCGCAGAGAUGAUGAUUCGAAUAACAAGCUUUAGUUGUAUGUGCAACGCAUUCCACGCUUUGUAGGUAUCAUGUAUAAAUUUGUGUCGUAAUGUUAAAUAAAUGUGGGAUCUGAGGGAA
Messenger RNA from Ceratina calcarata, 1404 nucleotides. RefSeq names its product transaldolase (gene Taldo). NCBI's taxonomy places the organism in Eukaryota, Metazoa, Arthropoda, Insecta, Hymenoptera, Apidae. Gene Ontology annotation, biological process: pentose-phosphate shunt; carbohydrate metabolic process; pentose-phosphate shunt, non-oxidative branch. Gene Ontology annotation, molecular function: transaldolase activity. Gene Ontology annotation, cellular component: intracellular anatomical structure; cytoplasm. The coding region runs from base 232 to 1233 and encodes 333 amino acids. The record is from RefSeq and is a predicted model, not a curated record. The transcript is spliced from 6 exons.